Messenger RNA from Pelagomonas calceolata, 1923 nucleotides. Lineage: Eukaryota; Pelagophyceae; Pelagomonadales; Pelagomonadaceae. The record is from the annotation of a GenBank genome assembly.
CCAGCACCGAUGCGCCGCACAGCCUACGCUUGGCUGGUGCUCGCCGCGGGCGCAGUCCACGCGCACAAGGGCCACCACCACGCCGACGACGACGGACCUUUCCAGCUAAGCCUCGUCGCGAAGAACGCGUACGGCGUGGAAGACUGCGUCGCCGGCUGCGUCGUCGAGCCGUACCGCGAGACGGUACUCGUCGUGACACGCUCCGACGCGGAUCAUGAGGCGCAGCUCGACGCCGCGGCGAACACCUUACAAAUCGCGUCUGAGCUCGCGGCCAUCGCGCACUCGCUGGGCCAGGCGCCGCCGGCCGACCGCGCGGCGUGGUUAAAGGAAGAGCGCGCCCGGCUCGAAGCGACGCUCGCAGAAGCCGAGGCGGCGGAGCGCGGCCACGACCACGAUACUUACUCCCUCAAACUCCAGCGGGCGCCGGACGCGGACCAGGGGCACGCGCACGACGGGGGCGACGGGCACUCGCACCACUGCCACGGCGGCGACUGCCACGCGCACCACGCGCACGGCGAGUCUGAUGCGCACGACCACGGUGGCGCCGCGGACCACGCCCACGGCGACGCCGGACACGCGCACCACGCCCACGGCGAGGCCCACGCUCACGACCACGGCGCGCCCGAGAGUCACGAGCACGACCACGGCGCGCCCGACAGUCACGAGCACGACCACGGCGCGCCCGAGAGUCACGGGCACGACCACAGCGCACCCGAGAGUCACGAGCACGACCAUGGCGCGAGUGAGGCCCACGGGCACGACCACGGCGCGCCCGAGGCUCAUGCACACGACCACGGCGCGCCCGAGAGUCAUGAGCACGACCACGGCGCGCCCGAAGCCCACGGACACGACCACGGGCACGAGGAGCAAUGCGAGCAACCGAUCGAGCUCGGCGCCGGCCGCCGCGUCGUCGUGGGCAACGCCACGUUAACGGAGCCCGGCGCCUACACGCUCGCCGUCGAAACCAAGGGAGGCAAGGCCAUAUUUCAGGUCGACGUGCGGCACGCGCGGCGCGCGGCGACGGCGCUCACGCCCGCCGACCGGUCGCGGUUCCUCCAAGCCAUUGUGAAGUUGUACGAGACGCCGGCGGCGCGGGGGCGCCAAAAGUACGGUCCCGCCUUCCGGAGCAUGGACGAGCUCUGGGCCGCGCACGCGCUCCUCGGCGCCGACGGCGAGGACCACGACCUCCUCGCGGGGAAGGUCGGCGCGGACGCGGCCGCGGACCUCGUCGAGAAGUCUAAACCUCUAAGGGUACCAAGCGAGGUGCGAGACGUCGGCGGCCACCGGCUGGAGGUCAAGGGCGAUCAAACGGAUUGGGAGACCUUCGGCCAGCGCUUCGUCGGCCAGGCUCUUGGUUUGGAGCGGCGCGCGGCGCUCGGCUUCGACGGCGAGGUCAAGAAGCCGGCCGCGGCGCUCCAGGCGACGGGCCUCUCGCGGACGCAUUCUACGUUAGAUUCCAACUUCGCGGCCUUUGGCGCUUUGUUGGAGGCCGCCGUGCAGAGCGUCGACCCGUCCGUGGCGGUGCCCUUCUGGGCCGCGGAACAGGCGACGGAGGGCGUGCCCACGAAGACGUGGACCGAGGCCUUCGCCGCCGACGCUUCUAGGAAACUGCUCGGGCAGGCCGACGCGACCGCGCGCGUGCGCGUCGAAGGCCGGUGGGCCUACAUGCCCGUCCUGACGAAGGACGCGCCACAGGACGCGUCGAAGCCGGACGGCGCGCGCCGAUACGAGGGCUACGCCGUGCCCCUCAUGGUCGCCGAGGACGCCGCCGCCGCGGCCUCGCAGUACGAGACGCCCCACGAGCUGCCGCCCGUGGCGACGGACCACCACCACGAGCACGGCCACGGCCACGGCGAGCACCUUUUCCACGCGCACGGCGGCGCGGCGCACAUGCACUAGUUGUUUCCUUCGUUCGUGUUUGCG